Molecule: messenger RNA, 2476 nt
Organism: Arvicola amphibius (Eurasian water vole)
Lineage: Eukaryota; Metazoa; Chordata; Mammalia; Rodentia; Cricetidae
Product: cytochrome P450 2W1
Exons: 9
Coding region: 1-1482 (493 amino acids)
Biological process (GO): xenobiotic metabolic process
Cellular component (GO): cytoplasm; intracellular membrane-bounded organelle
Molecular function (GO): iron ion binding; oxidoreductase activity, acting on paired donors, with incorporation or reduction of molecular oxygen, reduced flavin or flavoprotein as one donor, and incorporation of one atom of oxygen; heme binding
Source: RefSeq, a predicted model, not a curated record
AUGAUUCUGCUGCUCCUGGGUGUCUCAGGGAUCUUGCUGCUUCUGGGGCUAUGGGGGCUGCUCCGGGGCUAUGCCCGGCAUUGCACCCUGGCCCCUCGGUGGCCCCCUGGGCCUCGCCCUCUGCCGUUUCUGGGGAACCUGCAUUUGCUGGGUGUGACCCAACAAGACCGGGCACUGAUGGAGCUCUCCGAACGCUAUGGGCCAGUGUUCACAGUCCACCUGGGAUCUCAGAAGACUGUGGUGUUGUCAGGCUACGAGUUGGUGAGGGAGGCCCUGGUUGGGACCAGGCAUGAACUGGCCGACAGGCCCCCAAUCCCCAUCUUCCAGCUCAUCCAGCAAGGCGGGGGCAUCUUCUUUUCCUCUGGAGCCCACUGGAGGGCGGCUCGUCAGUUCACGGUGCGGACACUGCACAGCCUGGGGGUGGGACAGUCCCCCAUGGUGGGCAAGGUGCUGCAGGAGCUGACCUGUCUUAAGAAACAGCUGGACAGCUAUGGAGGCCAGCCCUUCCCCUUGGCCCUGCUGGGCUGGGCACCCUGCAACAUCACCUUUGGACUCGUCUUCGGCCAGCGCUUUGACUACCAGGACCCUGUGUUUGUAUCCCUGCUGAGUCUCAUUGACCAGGUCAUGGUCCUGUUGGGGUCACCUGGCAUACAGCUAUUCAACACCUUCCCUCGGCUGGGGGCUCUGCUGAGGUUGCACAAGCCAGUCUUGAGCAAGAUCGAGGAGGUGCGCACCAUCCUGAGAACCCUGCUGAAGGCACAGAGACCACCCUUGCCAAGUGGCGGCCCCAUGCGGAGUUACAUGGAGGCUCUGCUCCAGCAGGGCCAGGAGGAUGACCCUGAGGACAUGUUUGGCGAGGCCAAUGUCCUGGCCUGCACACUGGACAUGGUCAUGGCUGGAACAGAGACCACAGCAGCCACACUGCAGUGGGCAGUCUUCCUAAUGGUUAAACACCCACAUGUGCAGGGCCGCGUGCAGGAGGAACUGGACCAAGUGCUGGGCCCUGGGCAGCUACCCCGGCCAGAGGACCAGCGAGCGCUGCCCUACACCAGUGCGGUGCUGCAUGAGACCCAGCGGUACAUCACACUCCUGCCCCAUGUGCCCCGCUGCACAACUGCCGAUAUUCAUCUGGGGGGCUACCUGCUUCCCAAGGGCACCCCUGUGAUUCCGCUGCUGACCUCAGUGCUCCUGGACAAGACGCAAUGGGAGACCCCAAGCCAGUUCAACCCACACCACUUCCUGGAUGCCGACGGGCGGUUCGUGAAGCGGGGUGCCUUCUUGCCUUUCUCCACUGGCCGCCGGGUCUGCGUUGGAAAAAGCCUGGCCAUGACGGAGCUCUUCCUGCUGUUUGCCGGCCUCCUCCAGCGGUACCAUCUGCUGCCCCCACCCGGCCUCAGCCCCGCAGACCUGGAUCUGCGGCCUGCCCCAGCCUUUACCAUGCGGCCACCUGCCCAGACCUUGUGUGCAGUGCCUAGAUCCUAGGGUGCUUGCACACUGUCAGAGCCUCACUGCCUCUCCCUCGGGGCGCACUGCAGGCUAUGGUGUGGUUGAAGCGCCCCUAGCAAUGAAUGACAGGCAGACGGUGCCUAUUUUGUCCCUCUGAACCACAAGAUGAGUACCACAGCUUUUAUGCCACAGUGUACAGUAGGGCCAAGCUGCCCAAGUUUGUCCACUGGAGGUUGGAAGCUGGCCUUUCAUCUGGGCAUGGGGGAGUAUAUAUGUGUCCUGCUUAGCCUAGCAGCUCUACCUUGGCCUGAUAUGAUGUUCCUAGAAACCUAUCUUCCAGGCUCCUUCAUUCCGAACACUACAGAUUGUUCUCUACUCUGGUUCCCAAGGCAGUCAAAUCCCCAGAGCAUGGACUAGGCCUCAGUUCUCCAUUGUUCUCCGUCACCAGAGCCUACCAUUGGUUAUACCAGCUCCGCACCCGGCCACGGGGGGUCCCCAAACUCAGAUACCUGGCCUAUAGCCCUUCCACAGUUCCCAGUGCACCCUCCUAUCUCUCUAACUAGGCAGAAUCUGCCAGUCACAGUUCGGGGUGCUCCACCUGUGACCAAAACCAAGGGAAUCCCAGAGCUUGACCACAGGUGACAUUUCUGUCCCCUUCUCCUGUGAAGACUGACACGCUGUGGUGACCUGGGGCAAGAACACUUGGCAGGAAGAGCAUCUCCCAGCUGAUUUCCUGGGAACCUCUCUCCCAGGUUCCUAAAGCCAGGUCUCACUGACAGUGAGCAACUCACCACGUUUCCCUUUGACCUGGCUACCAGGAGACCCAGCGCUAUGGCUCUUGAGCCUCCUGGCUACUCCCUUCUUUGUGCUGUUGUUUGUAUUCUCUGUUUCUGUGUGCCCACUCAAGGCUUUGGAAUGUGCAGGCUGAUAACCCUGCUGCGCAUGUCUGUUGUGACAACAUGCCAGCUCCAGAAGUGCCUUCUUCAGCAGCAUCCCCGUAGCCCGAGACAGCGGCAGACAGUGCAAGGCU